CGGCCAUGUUGGCCAUGUUCGUGUCAAUGGGAAAGUAAACAGGCGGUCGGGUCCGUUCGCCUCCUAAAGCCAGUGUCUGGCCGAGCUGCGUCCCAAAAGUCUGAUUUCCUGACAUCAUUACCUGGGUUAAUACUGAUAUCCGAGUCGCGUGUCACAUUCAACCUGGGUUAGUCGAGCUUCCGCAGUGAAGGCAUGGCUCGCCAUACGCGGCUUUAGUUCUACCUUAUGAUGCCUUUUGCCCGGCCAUUGCAUUCCUGGCACAAAAUGGAGGUGCACAGCUUUAGCGGCGAGAUCAAUGGGCAUCAGGUUGCAGAUGAGCCGAUGGAAGAAGGGGAGCCCUGCACACAUUGUGAUGAUGGGUCCUAUAAGGAGAUUCCUAUCACUCAUCAUGUAAAGGAAGGCUGUGAAAAAGCUGACCCUUCCCAGUUUGAGCUGCUUAAAGUACUGGGCCAGGGAUCAUUUGGAAAGGUGUUCCUGGUAAGGAAGGUAGUGGGCCCAGAUGCUGGCCAGCUGUAUGCAAUGAAAGUCCUCAAAAAGGCAUCAUUAAAAGUGAGGGACAGAGUUCGCACAAAGAUGGAACGAGAUAUUCUGGUGGAAGUGAAUCAUCCCUUCAUUGUGAAGUUGCACUAUGCCUUUCAGACCGAAGGAAAACUCUAUUUAAUUUUGGAUUUUCUCAGGGGUGGAGAUGUAUUUACUCGCUUAUCCAAAGAGGUUAUGUUUACAGAGGAGGAUGUGAAAUUCUACCUUGCAGAGCUGGCCCUUGCAUUGGAUCACCUUCACAACCUAGGCAUCGUUUACAGAGACCUGAAGCCUGAAAACAUUUUGCUUGAUGAAGCUGGACAUAUCAAGCUAACAGACUUUGGACUCAGUAAAGAAUCAGUAGACCAAGAUAGGAAAGCGUACUCUUUUUGUGGCACUGUGGAGUAUAUGGCCCCUGAGGUGGUCAACAGGAGAGGUCACACACAGAGUGCUGAUUGGUGGUCUCUUGGUGUUUUAAUGUUUGAAAUGCUGACAGGGACAUUACCAUUUCAAGGGAAAGACCGGAAUGAGACCAUGAACAUGAUUCUUAAAGCUAAAUUGGGAAUGCCACAGUUUUUAAGUUUGGAAGCACAGAGUCUUUUAAGAAUGCUCUUUAAAAGAAACCCAGCUAAUCGUUUGGGAGCCGGUCCAGAUGGUGUAGAGGAGAUCAAACGACAUGCCUUUUUUUCAACUAUAGACUGGAAUAAACUGUACCGGUGUGAGCUUCAGCCUCCUUUUAAACCAGCAGCAGGAAAACCAGAUGACACAUUCUGCUUUGACCCUGAGUUCACAGCAAAAACCCCAAAGGACUCUCCAGGCAUUCCUCCUAGUGCAAAUGCACACCAGCUUUUUAAAGGCUUUAGCUUUGUAGCCCCAGUCUCUCUGGAGGAAAGCAAGAGUGCCCCUCUUGUUAACAUCCUCCCCAUUGUUCAGAUGCAUAGCGACGCAGCACAGUUCUCGGACGUGUACGAGCUGAAAGAAGACAUUGGUGUUGGCUCAUACUCCAUAUGCAAGCGCUGCAUUCACAGAGUCACAGCCAUGGAAUUCGCUGUGAAGAUAAUUGACAAAAGUAAACGAGACCCUUCAGAGGAGAUUGAAAUUCUUAUGCGGUACGGCCAGCACCCAAAUAUCAUCACAUUAAAGGAUGUGUAUGAUGAGGGGCGAUUUGUGUAUCUGGUAACAGAGCUAAUGAAGGGAGGAGAGCUACUGGAUAAAAUUCUCAGGCAGAAGUUCUUCUCAGAGCGGGAAGCGAGCGCUGUGCUCUACACCAUCACCAAAACUGUGGACUAUUUGCACUGUCAAGGGGUGGUUCAUAGAGACCUGAAGCCCAGCAACAUUCUGUACAUGGAUGAUUCAGGGAAUCCUGACUCCAUUCGAAUCUGCGAUUUCGGCUUUGCCAAGCAGUUGAGGGGGGAUAAUGGCCUUUUGCUCACACCUUGUUACACUGCUAACUUUGUAGCACCUGAGGUAUUGAUGCGUCAGGGUUAUGAUGCAGCCUGUGACAUCUGGAGUCUGGGGGUUCUUCUUUAUACAAUGUUAGCUGGGUACACCCCCUUCGCUAAUGGCCCAAAUGACACCCCAGAGGAGAUUCUAUUACGUAUUGGAAGUGGCAAGUUCUCUCUCAGUGGAGGAAACUGGGACGCCGUAUCUGACUCUUCGAAGGAUCUCUUGUCUCACAUGCUUCAUGUGGACCCUCAUCAGCGGUAUUCGGCCGAGCAGGUACUGAAGCAUUCGUGGAUUGCCUGCCGAGACCAGCUGCCCCAUUUCCAGCUCACCCGACACGAUGCACCUCAUCUUGUUAAGGGAGCAAUGGCUGCCACAUACUCAGCAUUGAAUCAUAAAACAUGCCAGCCAGUCCUGGAACCUGUGGCAGCUUCCAGUUUGGCUCAGCGCAGAAGCAUGAAGAAAUUAACUUCCACUGACAUGUUGUGAACCGAGGCGUCUUCAUAUCACUGUGCCCUCUUGUCCCAUUUUGUCUAUUUAUUUGUUUGCUCUUUUCCCAACUGUUUGACAUUUUUUCCUCAGCUCUUGCACAUUAUAAUUAGGUGUACAGUCUUAUUGGUCAAUGUACAUCAGGGACGCUGUUUAGCAAACUACAGACUGAGGGACUGAACUGAACAUGGCUGAAAAAAUCCAAAAAUCCAAAUUGCUGCAGGCUGAAAUGUGACAUUGUCUCUCCCAUUUCCUUUUGUAUGCAUUCUCUGGAAGUAUCCUUUUUGUCUUUUCUCAGUCAUUUUUUCAUUUUCUCUUUUCCUCUUUUCCGCUAAGUGGAAAAAUAGCACCAGCGCCUACUCUCAUUCACUGUGACUGGCUGACCUAAAGCUGCUUUAAGUAAACUGUGCUCUGCCUUUCCCUAGUUUAAAACAUUUUUUCAUUUGCGAUUUCUUUUUCUACUCUGUCUUGCCAUCUCAUUUCUUUUGACAGUUUAUCUGGGAGGGAAAAUAUGUUUGGGAAAUUUCUUGUCUUGUAAAGCCAUUUAGCAUGCGGCUGGAGGAAUCGGUGUAUCUGAACCACUCAAUGUUACCUCAAGAUGAGUUGAAGAGCUGAGAGCGAAGACAUUUUUAUUAGUUCAAUGAGUGUAUAUAGAAUUUAGCGCCAGAGAGAUUGUUAAACACACCGACCUGAUCAACCCUCAUCAUAUCAAUUUUUUUUAAGCACAUUUGCACUGAAGCUUGUCAGGUUGUUGCAUUUGCUUUUUUUUCACCCAUACCCCACCUUGAUCUUAUUUUAGUUUUUUAUUUGUGUUAAAUAAAAAAAUAAGCUAAAGAUUAAAUAAUAGAAACCAUCAAAGGUCAGUGAAUAUGGACCAGAAUUUAUAGUGUUGGAUCCAGUAUUGGGGCAAACCAAGGACUCAUGGGAUUUGCAGAAGGCAAACCUAAUCUCCCAGAGCAGCAGAUUAUCCAUAUAUAAAUAUAUAUAAAUAUAUAUAUAUAAACUAUAAAAAGAAAUUGUGGAAACUGUAUCAUAUUGUAUUUAUUUCAUUUAAAUUUUAAGAUUCUAUUUUUCUUUCUGGUUCUGUAUAUAUUAGCAUUAAAGAUCACAAAACAUGCA
Messenger RNA from Clarias gariepinus (North African catfish), 3570 nucleotides. It is a transcript of the gene rps6kal, whose product is annotated as ribosomal protein S6 kinase a, like. Gene Ontology annotation, molecular function: ribosomal protein S6 kinase activity; magnesium ion binding; ATP binding. The record is from RefSeq and is a predicted model, not a curated record. The transcript is spliced from 22 exons. Gene Ontology annotation, biological process: protein phosphorylation. NCBI's taxonomy places the organism in Eukaryota, Metazoa, Chordata, Actinopteri, Siluriformes, Clariidae. The coding region runs from base 226 to 2451 and encodes 741 amino acids.